Mercurialis annua (annual mercury) is the source of this 1317-nucleotide messenger RNA. Its product is annotated as meiotic recombination protein SPO11-2. The transcript has 11 exons. NCBI's taxonomy places the organism in Eukaryota, Viridiplantae, Streptophyta, Magnoliopsida, Malpighiales, Euphorbiaceae. Gene Ontology annotation, molecular function: DNA topoisomerase type II (double strand cut, ATP-hydrolyzing) activity; DNA binding; ATP binding. Gene Ontology annotation, biological process: meiotic DNA double-strand break processing; reciprocal meiotic recombination; meiotic DNA double-strand break formation. Gene Ontology annotation, cellular component: nuclear chromosome. Bases 60 to 1208 code for a protein of 382 amino acids. The record is from RefSeq and is a predicted model, not a curated record.
AUUCAAAACAAUCACAAAUACCUUGGCGCGCACACAGUAACGCCUUGAUUCAAACAAAAAUGGAAGAUGUAAGAAAUUCAUCGCUGAAAUUAUUCACCGAUCAACAGCUCUGCUACGCCGAUAUCCUCACUCCAAUCGAGGUUAGAGCGAGAAUCGAAGUCUCCGUACUCAAUUUCCUGAGGAUUUUAACUUCUAAUGAUCCAGCUAUCUCAGAUCUCGCUCUGAUUAAGAGAAAUUCGAGUAAUAGCAGAGUGAGUCGCGGAUUGUUGACCGAUCUCUCUUCAAUUUUUCUCUCUCAUUCGUUUUCUACGAGAUCUUUAAUGAAAGCCAAUGCAGCUAAAUCCUUUGUUAGAGUGUGGAAGGUAAUGGAGGUGUGUUUUGAGAUUCUUGUUCAAGAAAAGAAGGUUACUCAGAGGGAGCUUUUUUAUAAGCUGCUUUGUGUUUCAUCUGAUUAUUUCUCAUCUCAGUUGCAGGUUAACAGGACUAUCCAAGAUGUUGUAGCCUUGCUUCGUUGCAGCCGUUACAGUCUUGGAGUCAUGGCAUCUAGUAGAGGAGUUGUUGCUGGGCGCUUGUUGCUUCAGGAGCCAAACCAAGAGGUCCUGGAUUGUACUGAAUGUGGAUCUUCUGGAUAUGCCAUUUCUGGUGAUCUGAAUCUCUUGGACAAAUUGAUUAUGAAGACUGAUGCUAGGUACAUCAUUGUGGUGGAGAAGCAUGCAAUUUUCCAGAGGUUGGCAGAGGAUCGUGUCUUCAAUCAGAUUCCUAGCAUUCUCAUUACGGCAAAAGGAUAUCCUGAUAUUGCUACAAGGUUUCUUCUUCACCGAAUAAGCCGAUAUUUCCCUGAAUUGCCGAUUUUGGCACUGGUUGACUGGAACCCCGCUGGAUUAGCUAUACUAUGCACUUUCAAAUUUGGUAGCAUAGGGAUGGGUCUUGAGGCACACAGAUAUGCAUGCAACGUGAAGUGGUUAGGAGUGCGAGGCAACGAUCUACAGCUAAUACCUGAAGAGUCGUUUGUACCUUUAAAGCCCAAGGACCUGCAGAUUGCUAAAAGUUUGCAGGCCUCGGAACUUCUACCGGAGACUCACCGGGAAGAAUUAGGAUUAAUGGUUCAAAGUGGAAAAAGAGCAGAAAUUGAGGCUCUAUUUUUCCAUGGAUAUGAUUUUCUGGGAAAGUAUAUAGAAAAGAAAAUUGUGCAAGCUAACUACAUCUGAGUUAAUAGUUGUAAAAAUCAUGGAAUAGCAUCAAAAUGACGUUCCAAUGCUGCCUGUAAUGUACACCACUAACCACUAAUACAAUGGUAGAAGGAAAAUAAGAACAUGA